AUGGGUGCAGGGAAAAAGAAAAGAGUUUCUGCGAUAGUGACAGACACUCCAGUAAAAAAAAAAGCCCUCGAGGAGGAACAAAAAGGUGCAAAAGAAAAGAAGGCAAAAGCAUUGGAAAGAAAACUUAAAUCACAGGCUAAAAAAGCACUUUUUCAAAAAGAAAGUAGGAGUAAUGGUAGAAUGAAAUUAACUAAAUCAGCUGCAGUAGGCCUAAAAUGCAAGAAGAAGCCAAUGGAAGAUGACAAUGAUGAAGAUGAUGCUGACAAUGAGGAAGAUGAAGAUUCACUGUGCCUAAGGUGUCUCAAGCCUUUUUCAAACAGUCAACCUGGAGCACAAUGGAUUCAGUGCACAAACUGCAAGCGUUGGGCUCAUCAGACAUGCGUGAAAAAUGAAAUCCAUGGACUAUUUUAUGUGUAUUAUAACUGUGCUGAUCCCUUGCAUGUGGAGAGUGAUUAA
Schistocerca cancellata (South American locust) is the source of this 456-nucleotide messenger RNA. RefSeq lists its product as uncharacterized. NCBI's taxonomy places the organism in Eukaryota, Metazoa, Arthropoda, Insecta, Orthoptera, Acrididae. The record is from RefSeq and is a predicted model, not a curated record. The transcript has a single exon. The coding region runs from base 1 to 456 and encodes 151 amino acids.